ACCACACAUUCCCAGUUGAAGUAUUAUACAAUUAUAUACGAUGGGCUGGCUUUCCACUCGCUGCUCAAAUUACGAACUUUUCACCUUGCUUCUUGAGUCAAACUUAAACCAAAAAUGGAGAAAAUUAAGGAAAUUUGGAACUACUUAUCGAGCAGUUUUUGUAAAGCAUGCAAUUGUUCCUAUUCCUCAUGACGGCAUCUGUAUCGCUAAUGUUCAUUGUUGAGAACGACGGAAUCCAAUUGAUGUCUUUGUUAAAUGGCAGUUUUUUGGAGGGCGACAAUCAGUCGACCCGUAGCUCCCCGAGUAAGCCUAAAUUGGGAUGGGUUUCAAACAGCUCCGCGAAAUAUUAUAAAAGACAAAGGUGGAAAAGUCACGGUAUGAUGAAUACAAAAGAAUUUAGCUCUGAUUUUGAGUAUUAUGAGAAUGAGAAAGAAAGAAUUGCAAGGCUGUGGGAUCCUAUUCUCAAUCAAAGCUACGAUUUUCCGGAUGUCAUCGCGGAGCAUGAUCAGAGCUGUAAUGAAUAUGUGUUUUCUGAGAACCCCCAACACAAGGGAACAAAUGAAAGUUUUACAAAAAAUAUUGCAGAGCCUGAACCUUCCAAGGAUGGUACCAUUCCAAAUCUCCUGAAAGGGGACCUUCAUUUACCAGAAACUGUGCCUCCUCCAGCUGAAAAUAUUCGCUUACGGAAACACAGGCUUGUAAGGCAAGACAAGGCUGGUUACUCGCCAAUGAUUCAAAUAUUCUUUGACCGAAGACCGAUAUAUGGAGAAAAAUAUCCAGUCAUUGUGGCUAUGAAGAGUUUAGGGACGGUACCUUUUGUACUGAACAUUACAGUGGAUACAAAGGAUUAUCUAAUUGAUGAUAAGAUAACAAGACCCACUAGCCCCAAAGAAUGGAUUAGCACGAGAAAUUUAAGGUCAGUCCUUCGCAGAGCUGGUAUUCACGAAGCCUAUGUGGCCUUUAACCUAGGGUAUUAUUACCGAUGUCACGCCACAUUUUAUAAUAAGAUGCAUAAAUACGCCAUUGCCAGCGUGUCUGACUUGGAAGAUAGAGAAGUCCUACUGACGCCGAGGUUUAGGAAAUCUUUCAGGGUUGUUGUCCCAAAAAAUAUCGCUAGAUUGCCGGUGUUGCUACUACCUUUUUGCAAAGAUCCGGAGGUGCCCGUUCCAGUUUCAGCCUGGACUCACCGAGUAUUCUAUGCAAUUAUACUGAAAAGAAGCGGAAAGGUUAAGUACAAGGAAUUCAGUUGGGAUUUUUAUGAUAUGAAGGAGGAAUUUCUUAUAGCUCAUGCUGGAACCACGAAAGGUCUGUACCUAAAAUUGGUGCCUUACCAAGUCAGGUUUUUGAACUAUAAUGUCAUAGAUCGGGUCUUCCUAUUGCGGGCCAGCGGGGUAAUCAACAAUGUCUUCACAGUAGCUCGUUGCUACGUGAAAUAUAUCCCACCAGAUAUUGAGACUGAAAUUUCGGGAGGCCAGCGGCGCAAUGUUGACGUCAGAGAUUAUAUCCUUGUAGACGGUUCAGGGAGCAAGGACAGAGUCCUUGCUGUAGAAAGUCUGAAAACAAAGAAUUUCCAGUGGAAUUGUGAGAGCACUGACGACCCAGAAAACCGAUAUUGCAAAUAUGAUUUAUCAACAAAACCCAAGCUACGAUUUCCGAAAAGAAGCCUGCGAGUUGGAAAAAAGUAUUCAAUUGGUCUGACGGUUUACUCAAAAAUAGACCCUAGACAUCGAUCAAGCGCCCUCCAGAUUCUGAGGGGCGUGGAGAAGGACACCAUUGCACCUAACAUCGUCUGCAGACGCAACUGCGCCCUGGAUGUGUAUAGCCCCGUGGACAGUGUCCAUUUGACCUCCCAUUGCCCCGACUGUCGUCUACGGGUGCGGUAUUACGAAUGGCUUAUCAGCGAAGAAGGCGGACCGAUUACCUCCGUGUCGAGAAAGAGGUUCCUCGUCUGGAGGGGCUCCUGUCCGUACCUCGACAUCUAUCUGAAAAUGAUUAUGGUGAACAAUGUGCAGGGUAUUUCCAGGUACUCAAUCUACCGGAACGAUGGUCCUCAAGGUGGUGAAUGUAAAGCAUCGCCCGAUAGAGGCAUCGAGGCCACUACACUUUUUUCCAUCACCUGCGUGGGCUACGAGUCUCCCUUCGUCCCGCUGAACUUCCGCUUCAAGAUCGGAGUGGCGGCUGUCGCUACUAUGGUUCCAUUCACCAAGAUCAAGAUAGUGUUGCCGGUUACCAAUGUUCUAGAAAUCUCAAUCUGCGACACUGUGGACAUGUGUGUGUGGCAGAAAUUGCCCAUGAUCGUGGCACCAUAUAUGGUAAAGAACCCCCAGGAAAGCUAUGAGAACCAUAUCAAGGAGGUAAUGGCAUCGGUACCUGAACACCUGCUACUUGGUCACUGGAAUAAAGCCUUUACUCUCACACUUGCGGCCACAAAAUGGAUCAUAUCACCCGAAGACGGAAUGAUGAUUUUCUCAUAUUUGAAAAAUCAGGACUUGCAAACCGGUGGGCAGCUGGAGCAGAUAACUUUACUGGGCAUCCGAAUAUUGUCCCAUUUACUCCCGUUAACAUUCCGAGCAGCAAAUCUCAUGGGCGAAAUAUUCAUCAAACUGACCACUAUUUUCGAGCACACCGUCCAUGAAAAGGGUUGGUUGCAUCGGGACGCUUACAACAGUUUGACCGCCAUGUUUAUGGCCUUCAUGUCCAUCUUAGGAGACAAAGAUAAAGUGGAAGCUCAUUCGAUGGCCAUGUGCAAGCCCACCAGCCCCGAGUGCAUCAACAUGGUACUGCUGGAGAACCUGGAACUCCAGCUAGAGAUGAAAUUCGAUCCACUGAUUCUGCUGAAGGUCAACUACUGGAUGCGGUGCACUUGGUUCCUGUACAGGUGUACCUUCUACAUGGGCAUGCUGGCCACGAAACGCCAUCACCCCUAUGACGAAGCCUUUGCGGUCCUAGAAGGGGGCAUUGCCUACCAGGUAAAUGUGACUGAGGUGACGGAGGAAACGGAGAAUGUCACCAUCAACACUAUUGACAUGAUCCACGUGGUGCAGCUAUCUGGCCCCCUGCUAUUUGAGCUUAGCAAGAAGCUCAAUCACACCACUAUUCUGUUUCAGGUCAUCUCCCAGCAGAACUUCCAUAACAUAUUCUGGUGGUUUCCGGACCCGUUGCCCUCAAAAACCAGCGUAUUGAUAAUCCACGCGCAUAGUCCCAGCAUAGUUAACUACACCAGCGGAAUAUUCUCCAUAAAUAAUCGAUUAUUGUUCACGACCAACAUCAGCGAGUUCAACGAUGAUCCUGUUUUCAAUCAGUGGAUGGCCAACGGCACCAUCAAACGCUCCUCGGAGAUCCAUUUGUACAGUCUGAUGCUUAAAAAUAAGGCAAUGCUAGCGGUGCGGAUAGUGUCCUGUUCGGAGCCCAUGAAAGUAAAAAUGAGGCUGCAUCGACAACCUUCAGCUGUGGAAAUGAAGGACGCCUGUUACAUAACGCCCCAAAUGAGUGGUAAGCGGAUCUGGAUGUCCAACAAUUGCCCUCGCAGCCUGGCAUUCGUGGCAGUGCAGAGAACUGAGGGAGGACGUCUUGUUAGGAAGGACUAUCAUCAUGAGAUGUUGCGGGAAGAUUCGGGUCAGGAUACGCCGCUAAAUUACUCAAUACUGCUUGAGAUCUACCAAUGCAAUGUGUGGCAGAAUCGCACCUUGGAUCCUGGCUGGGACGCCGAAAACUGCAUAACGUCCUUCAAGCACAGCUAUGGAACGUCGGUCCAAUGCAGUUGCAGUAUCCUUGGGGCCUUGGCAUCCCGGAUUGUGCCCAUUGCAGCCGAACGGCAUAUAGAUUAUUUUCGAUCUGAGAUUCUGACGUUCAAAAUUCUGCUGCCCCUAUUCUUCUUACUACUCCUGUUGCUACUACUUAUCCUGAUGAUCCUUAGCUUUGGGAGUCUCUCGGCUCAUGAAAGGCGCGAGAACUUCCUGCGUUGCGAAGGAAGCAAAGAAGGCCUGGGGCGUUUGUUCACCGACGAGAAUGAGAUACUCCUGGUAGUUGUGACCGGCGGCCGGGAAUUUGCUGGGACCACCUCCAACGUUAAGUUCUAUUUCAAGUCGCCCCACCGACCCCAGACCUCGUAUGUCGUCACGCAGGACUGCGCGCAUCCAAAAUUGCUCACAAAUAGCACCAACAAGCUAUUGGUUCCACGGGGAUCGAUCUUCAUACCCACCCGACUGGCCCUGGGCGUUCAGAGGAACGGUAGGUUCCCCUCGUGGUACUGUCGAACAGUAACCGUCGUGGAUCUGAAACUUAAGGCGCAGCAGCUGUUUGUGGUCGAGCGAUGGAUCCAUUCGGGGCAUACCGAGUUCAUGCGCUCAAGGUACUUUACGUUCGGCACCCAGAAGAGGGACUACCAGUACACGUGGGCCACGCGCUUUCGUAACCGGCUGGAGCAGCUUUUCAUCAGCUGGUUCAUGGCCAAUCCCAUCACCGGGCCCUGGCAGAGCAGCGUGGGUAAUGUUACGAUGAAUCGCUUCGAGCGAUCCUGCGCCUGGAUUUCAAAGCUGGCCAUUUCGCUCACCGCGGCCACUAUGUACCUUUCCCUGAAAAGAACGAAAGCCAUGGAACAAAGUAAUGGGCUGCAGCAAAAAGAUCAAAUACACAUGGAUCAGGUGGUAUUGCUGGCGGUUGUGAUAUUUUUCCUCUGCUGCGUGGUACAAGUUUUUUUCCAAUUACUCAUAACACGAGUGUUCUUCCUUGAAUAAAAAAAUUAAAAAACUUUAUAGGUUGGUAUAUAAGCAGACGGUACUAUGGGUGGGUCAUUAAGAUCGAAGUGACUAGGCUUUAACUUCUCAAUUCUCCGUUUUAUUUUCCGGAUUAUAGUUUGAAGAAGACCACUGUCUGUUUUGGACACUGUUUCCGACCUAGCCGGGGCUAAUGGAUUUUUCCACGCCUAAUUACCAUUACUUACCUAAGUGGAGAACAAAAAACGUAGACACCCUGGAAAAAAAUGUAAAAUUGCAUUAAAAUUAUCGUCGUUUUUUAGAAGCUGUCCUCUUGGUAUUUUAUUUUUUUUGGAACUUGAAUGUGUAUGCAAAUGGAAUUUCAUAGUCACCAUUAACACCUUUUUGCCCCUUCGCUCCUUCACACCUGUUUCUUGUGGUGACUUUUUUUU
Molecule: messenger RNA, 5146 nt
Organism: Drosophila ananassae
Lineage: Eukaryota; Metazoa; Arthropoda; Insecta; Diptera; Drosophilidae
Exons: 4
Coding region: 168-4736 (1522 amino acids)
Molecular function (GO): protein binding
Source: RefSeq, a predicted model, not a curated record